AUGGAGAAUUCCGCCUUGAAGAGCACGUCCAUUGCCAUAAUAGGCAUGAGCUGCAGGUUCGCUGGAGAUGCCACUAAUCCCGAGGAAUUUUGGAAGAUGUUAGUCGAGGGCAGAAGUGCUUGGAGUGAAAUCCCGCUGUCUAGAUUCAAUAUCGACGGAGUGUAUCAUCCGAGUCAUGAAAAUAUCAGCACGGUAGGAGCAAACUUGAGGGAUCAUGGCUGGAUCGAGUAUACUUACAAGGGUGACGAAUGCAGACAAAUCUGCGGUGAGUCCCGUGAGCCCCUGUAUGUCACCAUUUACGGCAAGAACGCUGAUGGCAAGAAGACUCUGGACCCACAAUAUCGGCUGCAGUUGGAAUCUGUCUAUGAGGCACUGGAAAAUGCUGGAAUUCCUCUAACAAAAGUUGCUGGAUCCGCUACGUCCGUUUUCGCGGGAGCUUUCUUCCAUGACUAUCAUGACAGUCACAUGCGGGAUCCCGAAAGCCUCCCACGGUUUUUGAUGACUGGAAACGGCGCGGCGAUGGCAUCUAACCGUAUAUCACACUUCUAUGACUUGCUCGGGCCAAGUAUGACGCUCGACACCGGUUGCAGUACCACACUUACGGCACUGCAUCAAGCAUGUCAGAGUCUCAAGGCUGGGGAAGCGGAUAUGUCUAUUGUAUCCGGCUCAAACAUAAUGAUCAACCCGGAUAUUUUCAUCACUAUGGGUUCUCUGGGAUUACUCUCACCGGAUGGCAAGUCAUAUUCCUUUGAUAGCCGAGCGAAUGGCUAUGGCCGUGGAGAGGGCGUCGCCACAGUCGUCCUCAAGCGACUGGAUGACGCACUUAAGGCCGGAGACCCUGUUCGAGCAGUGAUUCGAGAGACACAGGUAAAUCAAGAUGGCAAAACAGAGACCAUUACAUCACCUAGCCAGCAGGCUCAAGAGCAGCUAAUUCGCUCGUGCUAUCGGAAAGCUGGUGUCCACCCACGUGCAGUGCAGUAUUUCGAAGCGCACGGGACCGGUACGCCAACUGGUGACCCGGUUGAGGUCGGCGCUAUUGCCUCUAUUUUCCAGCAAGGCAGAUCCGCUCAGAACCCCCUAUAUAUUGGGUCAGUGAAGACUAACAUUGGCCAUACGGAAACCACAAGUGGUCUGGCCAGUGUGAUAAAGGUCGUACUGGCCUUGGAAAGGGGUAUAAUACCCCCUAGCAUUAACUUCGAGAGCCCAAACAAGAGCCUCUCCUUAGACGAGUGGAAUCUCAAAGUGCCGACAAAGUGCGAAGAGUGGCUUGCAGGAAUCCCACGCGCAUCUGUGAAUAACUUCGGGUAUGGUGGGACAAACGCUCAUGUCAUUAUGGAAGGAUGGAAAUCCCGAACUUCAGUGAAUAAAAACGAGCUUGAAAACGAAGCCCAAAUCACUGACCGCAACAAAAGCCACCAGAGCUUUGGAUCGAGAGUGUUUAUUUUGAGCGCGAAAGACGAGCAGGUGUGUCAAGCAAUGACGGCCAACCUGAAAGAAUAUCUCCAGGGUCUUCCUCUAUGCAAUCAAGAAGAAUUUCUCGACGACCUUGCGUAUACAUUGGGCCAGCGUCGGACCCUAUUUCCAUGGAUUUGGGCAUGCGCAGCUGGAAGUGUGUCAAGUCUCAUCGGAGAGCUUGACAGCCUCAAGAUCAAGCCCAGUCGGGCCGCCAAUCAGCCAAGAAUUGGAUUCAUCUUCACUGGCCAAGGCGCACAAUGGCACGCUAUGGGUCGGGAGCUCAUCGACUCUUAUCCCGUCUUUAAGGCCUCCAUUCUAGAGGCUGAGAAAUAUCUGGCAGAAUUCGGCUGCGACUGGUCGAUUCACACGGAACUACUUCGCGACGUCAAGACCAGCAGGGUCAAUGAAACACUAGUAAGCACGCCGCUGUGCGUUGCAAUUCAGGUAUCUUUGGUACGCCUCCUUGAGUCCUGGGGUGUAACGCCCGUUGGAGUAAGCAGCCAUUCGAGUGGAGAGAUUGCAGCGGCAUACGCUGCAGGCGCUCUGAGCUACAGGUCGGCAAUGGCUGUGAGUUACUGUCGUGGCGAAGUCACAUCAGCGUCUACGAGUGGGAGAGGAGGCAUGUUGGCAAUAGGCAUGGGGCGCGACUCUGCUGAGUCGCUCUUGAAGCGAGUGAAUAGCGGCAAGGCCAAUGUCGCUUGUAUCAACAGUCCAUCCAGCGUCACUGUCUCCGGGGACUUGAACGCGAUCGAAGAACUCGAGGGCCUGGCCAAAGAACUUGGCGUUUUUGUCCGUCGACUCCGGAUCAACGCAGCGUUCCACUCACAUUUUAUGGAACAACUUGCUCAGCCCUAUCUUGAGCAGAUGCUGUUGAUGGGAGUUGGCAAGGAUAAGCGGAAGAUGAAGCCAGUCAGAUUUGGCUCGCCUACCACCGGUACACUAAUGACCAGUAGCGCUGACAUUGGUAGCCCUGAUCAUUGGGUCAAAAGCAUGCUGAAUCCCGUUUUAUUCAUCGACUCCUUCCGAGAAAUGGCCCUUGACUCUUCCACCGGCAGCACAGCCGUCGAUUUGGUUAUUGAAAUCGGGCCCCAUGCCGCGCUAUCGGGACCUGUCGGUGACAUCUUCACUCUCCCCGAGUUUAAAGAUAGCGACAUAUCAUAUUUAUCUUGCCUAGUGCGGAAGUCAAGUGCCCUAGUGACAAUGCAUACGCUGGCCACCCAGCUAAUUUCCAAGGGGUUUCCUGUCGAUCUCAGUUCUGUUAACCUUCCUCGCGGUAAGCACAAUGCGGCCGUUCUAUACGACCUCCCUCCAUAUCCGUGGAACCACCAAUUCCGUCAUUGGUCCGAGCCCCUAGUCAACAAGAGACACAGGGAAAGGCAAUUUGCGCCACAUGAUCUGUUAGGAUCCCUUCAGACAGGGACCGACAUUAGUGCUCCUACAUGGAGACAUAUCAUUCGUGCUUCGGAGCUCGCGUGGGUCAGGCAUCAUUCUGUCCAGUCCAACAUGGUUUACCCCGGCGCAGGCUACAUUUGUAUGGCUAUCGAGGCUAUGUGCCAAGUCAGUCGGAUGUCGGACAAGAUGCUCUCGGGAUACCAAUUCCGCGAUGUGGUCAUCCAGCAAGCACUCGUGAUUCCUGAAGGACCUGACGGAGUUGAGGUCCUGUUCACUCUCAAGGAUGUCAGUGAGAAAGCCAUCGGUGUCAGGGACUGGAAAGAGUUUCAAAUCCUGUCAAUAGCUCAGGAUAGCAAGCGGACCGAGCAUUGCAGAGGACUAGUCCAUGCCGUACUUGAGGGCAGCACAGAGGAUCAGGGCCGAUGGGAUUUCCCUGGUCCAUUGUUUGAAACCAGGGCUUUUAACAGCCACUUAAAGGAGAUCGACCCAGAAGAUCUAUUUUCUGGACUAAGAUGCAUCGGUAUCUGUCAUGGCCCAGUGUUUCAGAAUAUAGAGAGAAUCAAGGCAGGCGAGAGACUGUCCGUGACCACCUUAUCUGUUGCGGAUGUUCAAUCCAUAAUGCCUGCCCAUUAUCAGCAUAACCAUGUGUUGCAUCCCACCACGCUUGACUCAGUCUUCGUGUCGGCAUAUACCGCUCUCACAGAAGCAGAUUUCGCUCAGUCCAGCGCCAAGGUGCCCAAGACGAUCAAAAGUCUUUGGGUAGCCAACAAUAUCAUUUCCGAAGCUGGGCACAGAUUCAAAGCGUACUCCGAAAUCAAGCGCGCUGAUUCAAAGGGUUUCCGGUCUCGUGUUUUUUUGGUAGACGCCAGCCAUGAUGUGGAAACACCAGUGCCGCUCGUAGUGGUUGAUGGCUUGGUCUGUCAGUCACUUGGAAGCACAAUUUCCCACCAACCAGAGCCGUAUCAGGAUGAAAUUUGUAGCACGCUGAAAUGGAGACCUGAUAUUUGCCUCCUUGAACCCAGUCAGUUGAAACAAUCGCUCAGGUUGCCUAUAAGCCAGACAGAGGCAGACAUACUCCUGGACCUCAAACAUGCCUGUUUUCACUUCGUGCAUGAUGCACUGGGGUCUUUGACUCCAUCUGAUGUGCAGCAACUAGGAUUGCAUCAGAAAAAGUUCUAUGUCUGGAUGAAGCACCUCGACUCAGAAGUUUUACGCGGACACGUUGAUCCAGGUUGUUUAACGUGGAUUGAAGAGAGCUCCGAAGAGAAGCAAAGGCUCUUCAAAGAAGUCGCUGCUGCUAGCGUUAACGGGGAGAUGGUAUGUCGUGUGGGGCCGCAGAUUGCGGCGAUACUUAGGCACCAGUUGUCACCGUUGGAGUUGAUGAUGGAAGACAAGCUGCUCUACAAAUACUAUCGCGACAGUCUCAAGUUCGACCGUUCAUAUAACCAGCUGAGUGAGCUUGUUAACCACGUUGUUCAUAAAAACCCUCAAGCAAAAAUCCUAGAGAUCGGCGCGGGUACAGGUGGCGCGACUCGAUGGGUGCUCAACGUGCUCGGGAAUGGAAAAAAAUCCGGCCAUGGACCCCUCUCCUCGGCAUAUCAUUUCACUGAUCUCUCCUCAGGCUUCUUCGAGGCUGCGCAGGAGAAUUUUGCUGACUGGAGUGACAUUAUCUCCUACCGAAAACUGGAUAUUGAAACGGACCCUGUCAAGCAAGGAUUUGAAAGUGGCAGUUACGAUCUCGUUAUUGCUUGCCAAGUCUUACACGCCACGAAAAGUAUGGCGAAAACCAUGACAAACGUCCGUACGCUACUGAAGCCUGGCGGCAAGGUGAUCCUUUUUGAAACUACGCAAGACCAGUUGGAUAUUCAGUUCGUGUUUGGACUGCUCCCUGGUUGGUGGCUAGGCGAGGAAGAAGAACGGUAUCUUAGCCCAAAUCUAUCAGUUCCUCUUUGGGACCGUGUGCUCAAAGUGACCGGCUUCAGCGGCAUCGACGUUAACGUACAUGAUUGCGAGAGUGAGGAGCUUUAUUCAUUUAGCGUCAUGAUGUCGACAGCACAAUCAGAACGGCAAAAUUCACUCUUGGGUCCAGUGGUGCUGGUAUCUGACACAAUCGCACGUGAGCAAACCUGGAUGAAGAUGCUACAGGAAUCCGUUGCGGCCACGACUGGUGAAUGUGCUCCCGCGGCUGAAUUGCUCCAUUCAGUAGACGCGAACGGAAAGAUCUGCGUCUUUGUGGAAGAUAUCUACCGGCCACUUCUUUCAAAGCCUUCACCUUCAGAGUUCGAAGCAAUCAAAACUCUUGCUUUGAAUUGUAGAGGACUGCUCUGGGUUACGCGAGGUGGCGCUGUAGAGUGUGAAAGUCCGAUGCUCGCUCUUAGCCAUGGUUUCCUACGCUCUCUGCGCAACGAACAUAGUGGAAAAAAGUAUAUCUCGUUGGACCUUGACCUUGCAAGGCCUAGAUUGGACCAACAGGAUGCUGCCAUUAUUACCAGGGUUCUCGCAGCAAGUUUCGACGUCACUGACAGCGAGGCUUCGCAGGAUUUCGAGUUUGCCGAAAGAGAAGGCGUGAUCCUAAUUCCCCGUCUUCAUAAGGAUUUUGAGAGAAACCAGUUUAUUGCGGGAAAUGGCACCCAAACCAUGCCCCCUUCUCUGGAACCCUUCAAGCAGUCGAACCGUCCUCUCAAGUUACAAAUAAGCACUACUGGGCUUCUAGAAACUCUAACCUUCACAGAUCACCUGGAUGUCUAUGAAGACAUAGAUCAUGAGGACAUCGAAGUAGAACCCAAGUCGUUCGGGGUCAACUUCCGAGACGUAAUGGUGGCAAUGGGGCAGCUUGAUGAGACAAGAAUGGGCUUCGAAUGUGCUGGCGUCAUCACUCGCGUCGGUACCAAUGCGGCGCUAAAUGGCUACAAUGUUGGAGACCGCGUUUUCUGUCUCCUAGACGGCCAAUAUGCGAGUAGAGUCCGGCUUCCUUGGACCACGGCGUACCACAUGCCCCCCGACAUGACCUUUGAGCUGGCUGCAUCUAUCCCAAUGGUCUUUGCAACUGCUCAUAUCUCGUUACAUGAUAUUGCUAGAUUGUCCAAAGGCCAGUCUAUAUUGAUCCAUGCUGCUACUGGGGGCGUUGGUCAAGCGGCAAUCAUACUAUCACAGCUUGUUGGCGCUGAGGUAUUUGCUACAGCUGGUACAGUAGAGAAGCGUGAUUUCAUCAUUCAGAAGUACGGCAUACCGGAAAACCAUGUUUUCUCCAGCAGAGAUACUUCUUUCGCGGCCAAGCUCAUGUCAGUGACGAACGGCCUCGGAGUAGACGUCAUCCUAAAUUCACUUUCAGGAAGGCUGCUCCAGGAGAGUUUCAACUGCCUUGCACCUUUCGGACAUUUCGUUGAGAUUGGCAAGUAUGAUCUUGAGCAGAACAGCUAUCUCGAAAUGGAACCUUUUACGCGUGUCGUAUCAUUUACUUCAGUCGACCUGUCAGUGCUUCUCAGACAUAAACCUUCCGAAAUUCAUCGGACGUUGGCGAAAGUUGCGAGUUUAUUUCAACAGAAACUUAUUCGCGCGGUGGAACCCGUUACUUUUUUCCCGCUGUGUGAUGUCGAAAAGGCGUUCCGCCACAUGCAAGCCGGGAAGCAUACUGGCAAGAUUGUAGUAUCGGUGGGCCGAGAGGACAUUGUUCCGGUGGUUCCGCGCAGGCCGCCGACUCGCCUUCGGUCCGACUCGUCAUACAUCAUUGUUGGAGGCGUAGGAGGAAUCGGGCGAUCCAUCGCCCAGUGGAUGCUAGGCCAUGGUGCAAAAUCUUUGAUCCUUCUAUCACGCAGCGCUAAUGCCGAGGGUGAGAUGGCCUCUUUUGUUGCCGAGCUUCAGGAAAGACACCCGGGUUCUAGAAUCAAAGCCGUUGGCUGCGACAUUUCGAACGCAACCGAGUUGUCGCUCGCACUGCGGAAUUGUUCCCGGGAAGUACCAACUAUCCGUGGAAUUGUCCAAGGUGCAAUGGUGCUUCGGGAUUCCAUUCUCGAACACAUGACGAUUGAUAGUUAUAUGGCAGCUGUCCGACCAAAGGUGUAUGGAACGUGGAACCUACACAAACAACUUGGUUCACAACUAGACUUUUUUAUCAUGCUCUCAUCGCUGGCAGGCAUCCUUGGAUAUUCAAGUCAGUCAAAUUAUACAGCUGGCGGAGCUUUCCAAGAUGCACUUGCUAGGUACCGGGUGAGCAAAGGUCUCCCAGCGGUGGCCAUCGACCUUGGAGUUGUCAAGUCCGUGGGUUACGUGGCAACGCACAAGUCCGUCCACGAACGUCUCAAAAGAAUCGGACAUACGGCGCUAAGCGAGGACCAAGUCCUUAGAGCCCUUGAAUCAGCCAUUCUCAACCCUUCUCCUCAGGUCAUGGUAGGGCUCAACACCGGACCUGGUCCUCAGUGGGAUGAAGAGACUGGCUCGCCCCUGGCACGAGAAUCCCGCUUUCUUUCUCUACGGUAUCGGGAACCGUCCAAAGCUACCGGUGCAUCCACCACUCUGCGGCGGGUUGACAAUCUCGCCGGCAAGCUGGCAUCUGCCUCAUCGCUCGAUGAGUCGGCCGGAUUAAUAAUGAGGGAGCUGAGCAAAAAACUUGGGGAUAUAUUCAUGAUUCCCGUGGAUGAAAUUACGCCAUCCAAGUCAAUGGCGUCCUUCGGAGUCGACUCGCUAGUAGCUGUCGAGCUGCGCAAUAUGCUGAUAUUGCAGGCUGGUUCGGACGUCUCCAUUUUCGAAAUCAUGCAAAGCCCAUCUCUAACAAUUCUCUCUCACACCGUCGCAUCAAAAAGUGCCCACGUAGCCCUACCUUUGCGUCCAUGA
This is a messenger RNA of Aspergillus melleus, 7677 nucleotides long. RefSeq lists its product as uncharacterized. The coding region runs from base 1 to 7677 and encodes 2558 amino acids. The record is from RefSeq and is a predicted model, not a curated record. Lineage: Eukaryota; Fungi; Ascomycota; Eurotiomycetes; Eurotiales; Aspergillaceae. Gene Ontology annotation, biological process: secondary metabolite biosynthetic process; fatty acid biosynthetic process. Gene Ontology annotation, molecular function: 3-oxoacyl-[acyl-carrier-protein] synthase activity; oxidoreductase activity; phosphopantetheine binding. The transcript has 7 exons.